Molecule: messenger RNA, 456 nt
Organism: Trichomonas vaginalis G3
Lineage: Eukaryota; Parabasalia; Trichomonadida; Trichomonadidae
Product: protein ubiquitination
Exons: 1
Coding region: 1-456 (151 amino acids)
Molecular function (GO): protein binding
Source: RefSeq, a predicted model, not a curated record
AUGGAUAAGAGCGAAAGACAACAUGUAAUCGAAAUCAUCAGCGAGUAUUUCGAUUUAAAGUAUUUGGACAAGUAUGAGUACAUGUAUAAUAAAGGUUGUGAUCUUAGUUUUAUUGAUAAAGAUGGAAACUCUAUGCUUAGCAAAAUCGAAGGAAAUGUUGAUUAUUCAUAUGAUAUUUGUAAAAAAGCUAUUGAUUUAUUUGUCAAAGCUGGUUGUGAUGUCAAUCAUAGGGAUAAAUAUGGAAACACGCCAAUCAUUUCUUCUGCUAAAAAUUACAAGACUAAUGCUAAUUGUAUCACAAUUUUAUUGGAGUAUGGAGCAGAUCCAAAUGCCGAAAAUUUAGAUGGUUUCACUGCUUUGCAUCAAUGUCGAAAUAUAUACAAUUUAAAAAUUCUCAUUGAUAAUGGAGCUGAUCCGAAUAAAAAGUCAAAAAAAUGGAGUUACACCACUUUGUAG